AAGGUAUUUAACCAACCAGAUCACCAACCAAUCGGGUCGAAGUGGGGCUGUCGCGCGAUCGCGCGUCCUGAGGCUAGAGUGUGGAAUUGCUACACUGCUGCGGCCUGCCAGCAGUGCCUUGGCGUUUACAAUUGUACCACCAUUUCCCAUCAGGAGCGAUUUGAGUCGUGGGUGCUGCUGCCAUUGUCGCUGCGUGCUGUCGUAGGCUUUAUGCUUCUCCACUCAGCGCUUUUGAGGCGGUCCUUAGCCUGUCCUAACCACCUCUUGUCCACCAUGGCGGCUGCGCAGAGCCUCACGAGGUCGGUGGUGACGCCGCCAAGUUUGGCGGCUGGAAGCAGAAGCGGUGCUAAGGCACGGACUACCACUGCCCCCGCUGCUCCUGCCCUUCGCUCUUCCUUCGUCCGCAGUCUGUGCACCCCUAAAGUCCUCGCCAGCAAAGCAUAUCUUGGCUCUCAGAGCCUCCUCAGUCUUAGCCAGGCUGCCGCAAGCAGCAGAGCAUGGGAGAGACAGACGGGGGGCGCUUUGACUUGCAGGGCUGUUGCUACAGAAGCCCCAGCAAAGGAGGAGAAGCAUGAGUAUCAGGCAGAGGUGAGCCGCCUGCUGGAUCUCAUCGUCCACAGCCUGUACAGCCACAAGGAGGUCUUCCUGCGGGAGCUGGUCAGCAAUGCGAGCGAUGCUCUUGACAAGCUCCGAUUCUUGAGCGUGACGGAUCAGAGCCUCCUCGGCGACUUCCCAGACCUUGAGAUCCGGAUCAAGGCCGACAAGGAUGCAGGGACCAUCACCAUCACAGACUCGGGCAUUGGUAUGACACGUGAGGAGCUGCUGGACAGUUUGGGUACAAUUGCCCGUUCAGGGACUGCAAAGUUUGUCCAGGCAAUCAAGGAUAACAAGGAUGACAACAACCUGAUUGGCCAGUUCGGUGUGGGCUUCUACUCGGCUUUUCUUGUCGCAGAUAAGAUCACGGUUACGACCAAGAGCCCCAAGUCUGACCAGCAAUGGAUCUGGGAGUCCGAGGCCGACACCAGCACAUACACCAUCAAGGAGGAGAUGGAUGAUUCCAAGCUGCUGCCACGUGGCACGAGCAUCACCCUGCACCUCAAGGAGGCCGACCGCGAGGAGUACUUGGACUUCCGGCGCAUCAACGGGCUGGUGAAGAACUACUCGCAGUUCAUUAGCUUCCCCAUCUACACCUGGGUCGAGGAGCUCGUCGAUAAGGAGGUCCCGGACACAGACGCGCCCGUCGAAGAGGGUCAGGAGCCCAAGAUGAAGACCAUCUCGGAGAAGAAGUGGGAGUGGAAGCUCCAAAAUGAGACCAAGCCGCUCUGGAUGCGGUCGCCCAAGGAUGUUGAAAAGAAGGAUUACGACGAGUUCUUCAAGUCUACGUUCAAGGAGUUCAUGGAGCCUGCCGCGUACUCGCACUUCAAGACAGAGGGCGAGAUCGAGUUCACGAGCCUGCUGUUCGUGCCGGGCAUGCCGCCGUUCACGCAGGAGGAGGCGAUGCCCACCAUCGCCAAGAACAUCCGGCUGUACGUCAAGCGCGUCUUCAUCAGCGACGACUUUGGCGGGGACCUCAUGCCGCGCUACCUGGCCUUCGUCAAGGGCGUCGUCGACUCCAACGACCUCCCGCUCAAUGUUUCUCGGGAGCUGCUGCAGGAGAGCCGCGUGGUGCGCAUCAUGCGCAAGCGGCUGAUCCGCAAGACGUUCGACAUGAUGGACGAGAUCGCGAAGGACGGCGAGAAGUACGACACGUUCUGGCAGAACUGGGCGCGCAACAUCAAGCUGGGCGUCAUUGAGGACUCCGCCAAUCACAACCGCCUCGCGCCGCUGCUGCGCUUCUUCACCUCCAAAAGCGAGGACAAGCAGAUUGGGCUGCAGGAAUACAUUGACCGCAUGAAGCCCGACCAGAAGGACCUCUACUAUCUUGCCGCCGACUCGAAGAAGAGCGCCCAGACCGCGCCCUUCUUGGAGCAGGUCAACGAGAAGGGCUUCGAGGUGCUGUUCUUGACGGAGGCGAUCGACGAGGUGGCCGUAAACGCGCUCAAGGAGUUUAAGGACAAGAAGCUGGUGGACAUCACCAAGGAAGACCUGGACCUUGGCGACGCGAGCGAGAAGGAGGAGAUGGAGAAGGCGGAGAAGGAGUACGUGGUGCUGUGCGACUAUUUAAAGCGGCAGCUGGGCGACAAGGUGGCCCAGGUCAAGAUCUCCAACCGCAUCUCCACGUCGCCCUGCGUCCUCGUCACCAGCAAGUUCGGCUGGUCCGCCAACAUGGAAAAGGUGAUGAAGGCCCAGGCGAUGGGCGCCGACCCGCAGCAGAUGGAGUAUAUGCGCGGCCGCAAGAUCCUAGAGAUUAACCCCAAGCAUCCUAUCAUUAAGGACCUCGAUACGAUCGCAAAGACGUCGCCGACAAACGUGCACGGCAAGAACAUGGUCGAGCUGCUGUACGAGAGCUCACUGCUCACUAGCGGGUUCCAGCCGGACAACCCGACCGAGUUCGUGUCCAAAGUGUACGAGAUGAUGGCCGUUGCGCUGGACGCCAAGCGGAAGCAGCGGCAAGAGGACCUAGAAAAGUUCGGCUCGCCCAAGGCGCCGGAGCAACCCAAAGCGACCCCCGCUGCCGAGGAAAGUACGAAUGAAAAUGUCGUAGAAGCGAGCCAAGUGCUCACGGAGGAGGACCCCUGGAAGCAAUAGACGCAAGCGCGCGAGCUUGGGAGUCCGGUCGGAAGCAUAGGUUAGCGAAAUAAGGGAUUGACAUAGAUAAUUAUAGACUGAUUAAAGUUGACAGCGUGAGAAAUACUUUUGCCCAAGCGAGUGGAAGAGCCUCUUGAAACGAGAAAUGCAGAGCCUUGACCAUCCUCUGAGCAGGGUGAUGGCGUUUCAUUCAGUCCAAUCCUCGGUUCCGUUUAAUGAGUCACGUUCUGCAAGCGGUCAAAAGUCCGUCGACGGCAGGGCAAGUAUCCAAGUAUGCAUUGCAUGGCAGAA
Molecule: messenger RNA, 2979 nt
Organism: Klebsormidium nitens
Lineage: Eukaryota; Viridiplantae; Streptophyta; Klebsormidiophyceae; Klebsormidiales; Klebsormidiaceae
Source: the annotation of a GenBank genome assembly